This is a messenger RNA of Maniola jurtina (meadow brown), 5479 nucleotides long. It is a transcript of the gene Top2, whose product is annotated as DNA topoisomerase 2-like. The transcript has 20 exons. Gene Ontology annotation, cellular component: nucleus. The coding region runs from base 188 to 4891 and encodes 1567 amino acids. The record is from RefSeq and is a predicted model, not a curated record. Gene Ontology annotation, molecular function: DNA topoisomerase type II (double strand cut, ATP-hydrolyzing) activity; DNA binding; ATP binding. NCBI's taxonomy places the organism in Eukaryota, Metazoa, Arthropoda, Insecta, Lepidoptera, Nymphalidae. Gene Ontology annotation, biological process: resolution of meiotic recombination intermediates; DNA topological change; sister chromatid segregation.
AUGAUCGUUCACGGCGUCUUUUGUUUGUCAAGUUCGUUAUUUCUUUGCAAAUCGUAAUUAUAGUAAAUUACAUCAAGAAAAAUGUUGUUUUGCAAAAGCUAAUAGCAGUAAACUACUAGCCGUCUUGUUUUCAAGACAAAUUCUAAGUAGCGUUGAUCGCGUACGUCUAAUAAGCACGACCCUCAAAAUGGCUGAUAUAAAGUCUAUGUUUUCUAAAAUGAGUAAUGGCACUCAGAAUGGUACAGCAGAGGCUGCACCUGCCAAGGCGCCCACCAAGGCGCAGAAAGGUACCAUAGAGAAGAUGUAUCAGAAGAAGUCUCAACUUGAGCACAUUCUUCUCCGUCCCGACACUUACAUUGGGUCGGUUGAACGUGCCACUGAGACUAUGUGGGUGUUUGACAAGGCCAAGGAGUGUAUGGUGCAGCGAGAACUUACAUAUGUACCUGGUCUGUACAAAAUAUAUGAUGAAAUAUUAGUCAACGCAGCUGACAACAAGCAAAGAGAUGCCAAAAUGGAUGUUAUCAAAAUUGAUAUAAACCAAGAAACAAAUACAAUAUCUGUAUACAACAAUGGUUGCGGUAUUCCCGUAGUAAUGCACAAGGAUGAGAAAAUGUAUGUCCCCACCAUGAUUUUUGGUCAUCUUUUGACAUCAUCAAAUUAUAAUGAUGAAGAGGAAAAAGUGACAGGUGGGAGAAAUGGUUAUGGUGCAAAGUUGUGUAACAUUUUCUCUACAAAAUUCACAGUGGAAACCGCGUCUAAGCAGUACAAGAAACAUUUUAAACAAACUUGGGGCGCCAACAUGACAAAGGCUUCCGAACCAAAAGUUAAGGAAGCGGGCAAAGAUGAUGAUUUUACUAAAGUGACAUUUAGCCCAGAUUUGGCUAAGUUUAAAAUGGAUAAACUAGAAGAUGACAUUGUGGCACUAAUGUCGCGGCGAGCUUACGACGUGGCCGCGUCGUCUCAAGGGGUAAAAGUCUAUCUCAACGGAGAGAGAAUAAAGAUAAACAAGUUCAAGGACUAUGUUGAUUUAUAUAUAAAAGGCAAAGAAGACGAGAACGGACAGCCUUUGAAGGUUGUUUACGAAAAAGUAAAUGAUCGUUGGGAAGUCGCUUUGACUCUCUCUGAUAAAGGUUUCCAACAAGUUUCAUUUGUAAACUCGAUCGCUACAACAAAAGGAGGCAAACAUGUGGACUCUGUUACAGAUAAUAUUGUUAAGAAUGUUCUAGAAGUAUUAAAGAAGAAGAAUAAGGGCGGUGUAAACAUCAGACCAUUCCAAGUCAAAAAUCACAUGUGGGUGUUUAUCAACUGUCUCAUUGUCAACCCAACCUUUGAUUCACAAACUAAAGAAAACAUGACGCUUCAAGCUAAAAGCUUUGGUUCGAAAUGUGCUUUGUCUGAAAAAUUUAUUACUGCAGUCACAAAGUCUGGGUUAGUUGAAAUGGUACUGACAUGGGCGAAGUUUAAAGCUCAAACGGAACUUGUAAAGGCAUCUGGCAAAAAACAGAGCAAACUUAAAGGCAUACCCAAACUAGAAGAUGCAAACGACGCGGGGACGAAAAAUGCGCAUCUUUGCACACUAAUCCUUACUGAGGGAGACUCAGCCAAGACGUUAGUCGUGUCUGGAUUGAGUGUAGUUGGCAGGGACCAUUACGGCGUAUUCCCGCUCAAGGGUAAACCUCUAAACGUUAGGGACGCGUCACAUAAACAGGUUUUAGAAAACGUCGAAAUAAAUAACUUGAUCAAAAUAAUGGGUCUGCAAUACAAAAAGAAAUACAACACUGUUGAUGACCUAAAGUCAUUGAGAUAUGGAAAAGUUAUGAUCAUGGCCGAUCAGGAUCAAGAUGGAUCCCAUAUAAAAGGACUGAUCAUAAAUUUCAUACAUCAUAACUGGCCAGAACUUUUAAAACUGCCAUUUUUAGAGGAAUUUAUUACGCCUAUUGUUAAAGCGACCAAGAAAGAUAAGGAGUUAUCAUUUUUCUCAUUACCUGAAUUUGAAGAAUGGAAGAAAGAUACGGAAAAUUACCAUACGUAUAACAUCAAAUACUACAAAGGUUUGGGUACCUCCACAUCUAAGGAGGCUAAGGAAUAUUUCCAGAAUAUGGACAGGCAUAGAAUACGAUUCCGUUACAGUGGCCCCACAGAUGAUCAUCACAUAGAAUUAGCCUUUUCAAAGAAAGGUGCAGAUCAGCGUAAGGAAUGGUUGACCAGUCACAUGGAAGAGGUGAAACGGAGGAAGGAGAUUGGUCUGUCAGAGAGAUAUUUGUAUACAAAAGAAACUAAACAGGUCACAUAUUCGGAUUUCGUGAACUUGGAACUGGUUUUGUUUUCCAAUGGUGAUAAUGUUAGGUCCAUACCAUCAAUGAUUGACGGUUUGAAGCCCGGCCAGCGUAAAGUGAUCUUCACGUGCAUAAAGCGUAAUGACAAGCGUGAGGUCAAGGUCGCCCAGUUAGCUGGUUCCGUUGCAGAACACUCUGCAUACCAUCACGGCGAACAGUCCCUAAUGCUGACGAUAGUGAACCUCGCACAAAACUACGUCGGCUCCAACAACAUUAACCUGCUGGAGCCGCGCGGUCAGUUCGGCACACGACUCUGCGGCGGCAAGGACUCGGCCAGCCCGCGUUACAUCUUCACGCUCAUGUCGCCUCUCACCAGGCUCAUCUUCCACCCGCACGAUGACCCGCUGCUUGUGCACGAGUUUGAAGACAGCCAGAAGAUCGAGCCAGUCCACUACAUCCCCAUCAUUCCAAUGGUGCUGGUGAAUGGGGCAGAGGGUAUCGGCACCGGCUGGUCCACCAAGAUACCCAACUACAACCCACGUGACAUUGUGGCCAACUUGCGACGCAUGCUCGAUGGCGAAGAUCCUGUACCAAUGCACCCGUGGUACAAGAACUUCCGUGGCACAAUCGAGGGCUUCGGCGAUAAAUACGUCAUUUCCGGCGAGGCGGCCAUCUUGCCCAAUGAAAAGAUCGAGAUUACCGAGCUUCCGGUCGGCACGUGGACGCAGAAUUACAAAGAGAAUGUUCUAGAACCUUUGCUUGGGACGGAGAAAGUGAAGCCAGUGAUAUCAGAGUAUAGAGAAUACAAUACAGACACAACAGUGCGAUUCAUAGUGAGCUUGCUGCCGGGGAAACUGGCGGAAGUGGAGGCGGAGGGCAUCCACAAAGUGUUCAAACUGCAGACCACCAUCUCUAUGACCUGCAUGAAUGCCUUUGACCACAUGAACUGUCUUAAGAAAUAUGACAAAGUUGAAGAGAUGCUCCGAACGUUCUACGAUGUCCGACUCAAGUACUACAUGAGAAGAAAGGACUACUUAGAGGGCCAGUUGCAAGCCGAGGCGGACAAACUGACUAACCAGGCGCGUUUCAUUGUGGAGAAGUGCGACAAAGGGCUGGUGGUAGAGAACAAGAAGAGGAAGGUGAUGGUGGAGGAACUCAUAAAGAGAGGCUACGCUCCGGACCCUAUCGCUGACUGGAAAAAGCGCGCGAGCAAAAUGCAGGGACUCGACGUUUUGGACGAGGAGCCGGAGUCCGAAGAGGAGCCUGAGCUUGAACAGGACAGCAAGGGCAAGCCUCUCGACCCAGAGAAAGCGUUCCAGCAGCUAAAAGAAGUGAAGAAGUACAACUAUCUGCUGGGCAUGUCCAUGUGGAUGCUCACCAAGGAGAAGAAAGAUGAGUUGCUCAAACAGAGAGACCAGAAGCUGUCUGAGCUCACUGCUCUCAAAGCGAAAACUCCCGCGAUGUUGUGGCGCGAGGACCUGGACGCGUUAAUGCUGAAGCUGGACGAGGUGGAAGAGAAGGAGCGACAGGACGAGGCAAGCGUUAACAAGAAAGGAUCCAAGGCGUUGAUGGAGAGGAUAAAGGCGGCCAACAAGAAGAGUCGCAAGUCAUUGAUGGACAUCAUGCCCUCUGAGAACGGGCGACGCAUCGAGCCCAAGAUUUCAGAUGACCUCAUCAAGAGGAUACAGGCCGCUGAGAAAGCCAAGAUCAAGAAGGAAGUCAAGAAGGAGUAUGAUCCUGAUGAUCCCACAGGCACUAGUUCCUCUAGCGCGGAAAAGAAACCCAAGGGGCGUGUGAAGAAGGACAAAGCAGAUAAACCCGACAAACUGGACAAAUCCGACGGACUUAAGCAGACCAAGCUCACAUUCAAGAAGGAACCUAAAAAGCAGAAGAAGACGGCAGUGAGUGGCAGCAGUUCGGGCGAGCUGUCCAACUCAGACGUGGAGAUGGUGGAGCCUCCCGCGCCCAGAGAGCGAGCCAUCGUCAGGCGAGCGGCCACUAAGGUCCAGAAAUAUAAAGACGGAUCAGACGAUACGUCCUCGGACUCAGACGUAGAGUUACACGACAACAAAAUAGAUUCGGAAGGCGAGGCUCCCCGCGCCAUGUCCGCGAGCGAUGACGACGAUGACUUCGUCAAGAAGAACGCGCACAAGAAACCCGCUGAGAUGGACUCUGAUUGUCUCUUCGACUCCUUAAUAGAAGAAACAAAAAAAGAAGAGGUAGUCAAACCAAAAGAAAAAUUCAAUAACGAAUCUCCCACAACAAUACUAUCGAGCGACGAAGAACCUCCGCCGUCGCCGCCCCCCUCGCCGAAGAAGAAAUCCGCGCCCAAGAGGAAACUUAUAAACGUUGACAAGGAGAAGAAAGAGAGAGAAAAGCCCAAGAAGAGGCCCGUGAAGACUGUUCUUAGCCAAGAUAGCGAUGACGAUGAUAGCAUAUUUGAUAGUAAAAAGGACAAAAAGAAGCUUAACCCUAAGAAGAAAGUGAAAAAAGUGAGCAGCGACAGUGAGGUGGAAGAGAUCCCCGCCAGCCCGGUAGCGCCGCGAGCCGGCGCCGGCGCGCGACCGCGGCCACAGAAGAAAUACCACUUCAGCGACGGCUCUGACUCCGAGUGAAGCUGCCUGGAUGCAGUGUUCAUCGGGUGAAUAAAAUAUGAGUGAUUGUGGGAACGCUAUAUCAGAUUUUUAUAAAAAGAUAAUAUUAUAUGAGAAGCUAGCGAACAAAAUGGCGUAAUUACACUUCUGAUCAAUUCUACUUUUUUUUCUUUAAUCCAGACUUUUUGGUCCAUUGAAUACAAAUCUGAACUCAAUUCCAAGCAAAACUGCUUAAAAUUGUGCUAAAACUGAUCCUAAGUUUGCGAUUUAGAUUAAAAUUGUACAUUUACUGUAAAGUAUUCGUAAUUGCUUUUCAAUUAGUUUUUUCUUCCUCCUGUGAAAUUUCGUUCGAUUACACUAUUUUGUUUGCCGGCUCCUUAUAUUAUGAAGAGUGAUUUUCUUAUCCUUUACGGACAAUUUUGUAAGAUACUAUAAUUAAAUUAAAUUAAAUUAAAAUUAUUAUUAACAAGAUGAUGCCCGCGACUUCGUCCGCGUAAGUUACGGUUUAAAAAAAUAUUUACUUAAAAAUAGUUACUUCGAAUAUUCUUCUACAAUUAUUUUCAUUAUUGAUUAUUAUAUAUUUCUUUUUCAUCCCGCAAGUUAUUGAUU